Molecule: messenger RNA, 1401 nt
Organism: Heterostelium album PN500
Lineage: Eukaryota; Evosea; Eumycetozoa; Acytosteliales; Acytosteliaceae
Product: Phosphomannomutase
Exons: 2
Coding region: 1-1401 (466 amino acids)
Biological process (GO): carbohydrate metabolic process; peptidoglycan biosynthetic process; UDP-N-acetylglucosamine biosynthetic process
Cellular component (GO): cytosol
Molecular function (GO): phosphomannomutase activity; phosphoglucosamine mutase activity
Source: RefSeq, a predicted model, not a curated record
AUGAGUUUAAUUAGAACUAUUUCAGGUGUUAGAGGUGUCAUUGGUGAUACUCUUUCACCAGAGGUCAUUGUUGCACAUAUUGCAGCUUUCACAAUGAUGUUGGAAGGACCAUUGUAUCACCAGAAACAACAUAAAAUAGUGGUUGGUCGUGACUCUCGUGUAUCUGGUCCCUGGGUAGAAAGAUUGGUAGUUGGUACUCUCUCUGCAUGUGGAUAUCAUGUCUAUCAAAUCGGUAUUGCAACUACUCCAACUGUACAAUUUAUGACAACGGAAUUAAAAUGUUCCGGUGGAAUUGUUAUUACAAGUAGUCAUAAUCCAGUGGAGUGGAACGGUUUGAAAUUCAUAGGAUCGGAUGGAUUGUUUAUUUCACCAGAGGCAUGUGAAUCGUUGUUCAAGUUGGCCGAUGAGAAGAUUCCAAUGUCUCGUUAUGUUACUUAUGAUAAGGUGGGUGCGAUCGAAGUGGUCGACCACGCCAACCGAAAGCAUUUGGAUGCUAUCUACGCAUUGCCAUUCAUCGAUGUCGAGAAGAUUCGUUCACAACACUUUAGAUGCUGUUUGGAUACUGUCAAUGGUGCAGGUGGACCGAUCAUGCGUGAACUAUGUCAUCGACUGGAUAUUGAGAUUGUCGAUGGACUCAACAUGGAGCCAACAGGACUGUUUGCUCAUACACCCGAACCAAUCCCCGCGAAUCUCUCACAACUCUGUGAGUCGGUGCGUAAACACAACGUUGAUUUCGGAAUUGCAGUGGAUCCCGAUGUCGAUCGUUGUGUGUUUAUCGACGAGCACGGUAAGCCGCUUGGUGAAGAAUAUACACUUGCAAUGGCGGUGGAGUUUAUGCUUGGCGAUGUCGGACGUCGUGGUGUAGUUGCCAAGAAUCUCUCUUCGUCGAGAGCACUCGAUGACAUUGCUAAAAAGUAUGAGUCGCGAGUGGUGUGUGCUCCGGUCGGUGAGAUCCAGGUGGCGCAAUGCAUGUUGCGCGAGAAUGCUGUGAUUGGAGGUGAGGGUAAUGGUGGUGUGAUGCUGCCCGAUAUUCAUAUUGGACGUGACGCGCCAGUUGCUGCGGCACUUGCAUUCCAAUUGAUGGCCAAUCGUGGUAUCCGUAAGAUUUCCGAAGUCAAAAAGACACUGCCACAAUACGAGAUUGUAAAGCUAAAGGCUGGUAUCGAGGGAUUGAACCCAGAUGCCAUUCUAAACGACUACAAAGCAGAGUAUCGUGGAAAGCAAGGUGUAUUGAUCAACGAGGACGAUGGUUUGAAGAUCGACGCACCAGAGUGGUGGGUUCAUCUCAGAAAAUCAAAUACCGAGCAUAUCAUUCGUGUUAUUGCAGAGGCAAAGGAUUUAGAGUUGGCAACAUCGAUUGCCGCUAAAUUCAUUCAAGAGAUUGAAUCAAAGAGAAAAUAA